AGGAGGAGGAGGAGGAGGAGAGGGAGCCAGAGAGAGGGAGAGAGGAGCUGUUCUAUCAGCCUGAAUCGUGAGGAGCGACGAUGGGGAGAAAAUUCUGUCUCCUUUCCUCCAACAUCCCUUCAUUAAGAUGUAGAGCGAUGCGCGUCCAGAAAAUCACAGCAGAUCUUAGAGAAGAAAAGAUAUUUUGGAUUUACGGACUAAUGGGAGCUUUUCCUUUCCUUUCCACGCGUGUGAAUCUGAGCUGAGUUUUUCCCUCUGGAGUGAGAAGCGGAGCAGCUUGAUUCCCAAACGCUGGAGCGGAUUUUCUUUCCUCUGGAGCUUUUUGGGAGGACCUUAUCCUAACGGGACGGAACGCAAAGAGGAAUAUAGUGGGAGGCAAGAAGAGGCGCAGCGGAUCUUCUCUGACGAGGAAAGGCUUCACUCCACUUAAUCAAACCUUAAACCACGGCUGCAUCGCUCCUCGCUCUUCUGCAGCUCAGGAUGACGGACACCCCUCAGUGAACGGCGGCUCCGCCCCCUGAGAAUUGAUGUUUGAAAAUAAGAGUGUUCAUCUUUGCUUGAAAGGAUGCUGACAGGACCUUUUUGUGGAGUGUUUUCCAUCUACUGAGGAUUAUUUUCCAGACGUGGAAGGAGAAAAUGAAUGGCUGCUAUCUUUACUCUGGAUGGUUGGAGCUUCCUGGGUUUAAAAAAAACGGCUGUUAGCAAAGCAACCGUCAUCUUCUCAAGUGUUGCUGCUUUUCUUGGUCUGUUUUCUUUGCGUAUCCAUGACAUAAGUGAGAGACAGAAUAAACAAAUCUGUUUAUUUAUUACAAAGUGAAAUAGAGCUGAGGCCAUCAUGUCUUGGUGGAUGCAGCGAUCAGAAACUUGGAGUGCUCUCUAUCAGACUGCCAGGAGCAGAGGCAGAAGGAUGGAACACGGACCUCUCAGGAGUUCCCUGGGCUGUUGGGUUUUCACGCUAACAUGCUUCGGACUCCUGCUUCUUCUAUGUCCGCUUGCUGUGUUGGCUGAGAAACUGGAUGAGAACGACCCUGUGGUCACAACCGCCUAUGGCAGGCUGCGCGGCAUCAAGAAGGAGCUCAACAACGAGAUCCUCGGACCCGUCUUACAGUUUCUGGGCGUCCCUUAUGCCACCCCUCCCACCGGCGAGCGCCGCUUUCAGCCUCCAGAGCCGCCAGCGUCAUGGUCGGACGUUCGCAAUGCCACACACUUUGCCCCCGUGUGCCCCCAGAGCAUUGUGGAAGGCCGCCUCCCGGAUGUUAUGCUGCCUGUUUGGUUCACUAACAGUAUAGAUGUGGUUUCCACUUACGUUCAGGACCAGAGCGAGGACUGCCUUUAUCUCAACAUCUACGUCCCCACAGAGGAUGUCAAAAGAAUAUCCAAGGAAUGUGCCAGGAAACCGGGCAAGAAAAUAUGUAAACAAGGAGGUCCCCUUACAAAGAAACACACUGAUGAUUUAAGUGAUAGUGACCGCACGGACGAUGAAGAUAUUAGGGAGAGCGGGAGCCCCAAGCCGGUGAUGGUUUUUAUCCAUGGAGGUUCUUACAUGGAAGGAACUGGGAAUAUGUUUGACGGCAGCAUCCUGGCCAGCUAUGGAAACGUCAUCGUCAUAACCGUCAACUACCGCCUGGGCGUCCUCGGUAAGCAGCUCUGA
Molecule: messenger RNA, 1651 nt
Organism: Cyprinodon tularosa
Lineage: Eukaryota; Metazoa; Chordata; Actinopteri; Cyprinodontiformes; Cyprinodontidae
Product: neuroligin-1-like
Exons: 5
Coding region: 836-1651 (271 amino acids)
Biological process (GO): synaptic vesicle endocytosis; modulation of chemical synaptic transmission; neuron cell-cell adhesion
Cellular component (GO): synapse; postsynaptic specialization membrane; cell surface
Molecular function (GO): neurexin family protein binding; signaling receptor activity
Source: RefSeq, a predicted model, not a curated record